GAUGGCAGAUGAAUUAUGCACAAAGAUAAAACCAAAACAAAAGCUUGAUACUUAAUGGUUCACCCAAGCGAUUUAGGAAAAGUACAAGAAGCGCCACUACUAGGUACAACAUGAACAUCCGCCCCAAAGACAUGACUGCGGUAUUUAGAAGACUGUUCAAAUCCUCGAAUAACAAAGAUGAGGGGCACAACAAGCCCAGCGGAUCUGCUCAAGGCUCACCGGCCAGGAGACUGUUAAGAGUCUACGGAUUCGUAAUGGAAGGUGGAGCUAUCUGUAUGGAGCUACUAACCCCAAGAGGAUGGGCUUCGGCUUACACCGUUGAAGCUGUCAUCAUGCAGUUCGCAGCCAGUGUGGUUAAAGGCCAAGGUAGGAUACAACGAAAGAGCAAAGGUCAAAAAGUUUUCAACCGACGAACGGCAGAAGAGAGUUUCAGGUCGCUGGUACGAACUCACGAUAAGUACGGCUGGGUAACACCCAGUUUAGCUGACGGUUAGAGUGGAUACUUUUGUUGGAAUCCACACAUUUUAUUUACUUACUUUAAGCAUAUGUUACAGAUUGAAUAAUGUAUCUAAAUCAUAACUAAAUUAUCCUGUUGGAUCCAGGCUAGUUAAUAUAAUUUAGUGCUGUAUACCUGUCCCAAAUUAUAAACUAUUUGAUGUUUUAGUCAGAUAUAAUAUAGUUUAUUUAUAAAUAUAUUGGGCCUAUGUACAAAAUGAAUAAGAUGCUCAGUUUUAAGUAGCUAUUGAUAGUUCUGAACAGACAGGAUUUUUUAAAACUUAACAUCUUAAGCAAAUUCAUUAUUAAUAUCAUCUGAUAUAAUUCGGUUUACAUAAAAGUAAACAUUACAAAAUUCAAGUUGCCAAAUUUCAUAAAAAUUCGCCCUCAUCCAUACUAUACCAUCUGGAAUCUUAGCUAACAGUGUUGAUAAACAUGGUUAGCUAAGUCUGUGGUUAAAGGUCAUCAUAACCAACAAAAGAAUAUGUGACAGUGACAGUUGUCUGCCAUCUUAAAAAUAAUGUUUUAUCUGUCGUUUCUGGAAUGUCGUCUGUCACAAUCAUAUAUUCUCUCAUUGGACAGACUAGGUCAAAGUUUACAGAUUAAAUUCUGUAAGUUUACAUAAUUAAAUCCUGUAAGUUUAGAUAAUUAAAUUCUGUAAGUUUACAUAAUUAUUCUGUAAGUUUACCUAAUUAAAUUCUGUAAGUUUACAUAAUUAAAUUCUGUAAGUUUACCUAAUUAAAUUAUUUAAGUUUACCUAAUUAAAUUCUGUAAGUUUACAUAAUUACAUUCUGUAGGUUUACCUAAUUAAAUUCUGUAAGUUUACGUAAUUAAAUUCUGUAAGUUUAGAUAAUUAAAUUAUGUAAGUUUACAUAAUUAUUCUGUAAGUUUACCUAAUUAAAUUCUGUAAGUUUACAUAAUUAAAUUCUGUAAGUUUACAUAAUUAAAUUCUGUAAGUUUACCAAAUUAAAUUCUGUAAGUUUACCUAAUUAAAUUAUGUAAGUUUACAUAAUUAAAUUAUGUAAGUUUACCUAAUUAAAUUAUUUAAGUUUACCUAAUUAAAUUCUGUAAGUUUACAGAUUAAAUUCUGUAAGUUUACCUAAUUAAAUUCUGUAAGUUUACCUAAUUAAAUUCUGUAAGUUUACAUAAUUAAAUUCUGUAGGUUUACCUAAUUAAAUUCUGUAAGUUUACAUAAUUAAAUUCUGUAAAUUUACAUAAUUAAAUUCUGUAAUUUUACCUAAUUAAAUUCUGUAAGUUUACAUAAUUAAAUUCUGUAAGUUUACAUAAUUAAAUUAUCUAUGUUUACCUAAUUAAAUUCUGUUAACGGGCACCUAAAGUUUACAGAAUUAAUCCUGUAAACUUUGACUAGAUACCUCUAUUACAGGUACUUGUAAAAACUCAAUUUCGUUUGAACUGUGUGCAAAAAAAAUGAUUUGUGGUGAGGAACCAAAUGUCCACUAUAAUAGAAAAAUUAGAACUGAAAAACUACCAAACUAUGACGAUAUAUAAAAUGAUAAUAUUAUGUUAAGCACAAAUUUACGUAGAAAUUGAAAUCAAUAAGGUAGUAACUGUAAAAGUUUCCUCAUCUUUGUAUUAAGUGUUUAUGUACUUUUAAACUUAUUAAAAAUGCUCAUAUAUUUUAUAUAAAGAAUUUUAAGUAGAUUUUAGCUUUGUUAAAAAUACAAUGUAAGAAAAGAAUGUUCACUUGCAGUAUUAUCAAAAUAUGUAAUAAUUAUAUGAACAUUGUUAGCAGAACCAGUAACUUUUUAUUGUUAACAUCAUGUGUUUAUUUUAUUGAUGAUUUUUGUCUUCCAUAUGGGUUUGUUAUAACUCUUAAAUCUUAUAGAUUUAGCUUGUUACAUACUGUAUUAAAUGUAUAUUGUUUUUAUAUUGUAUACUAUAAGAGGCUAUUCAUAUUUAUUUAUGUACAUAUACAUGUUAAAAGUAUAUCGGGGAGAACAAUAUUUAUUUUUCAAUGAUGAAAUAAUUUUUUAAACUCAUUUACUUCUUUAUACUUUGUAUUUAAUGUAUUAACUAUAUACCUGAAUAGCCAUUUAUAGAUCCUCAGUGUUCUGUAUAAAUAUUGAUGUGAUCCAUGUUGAAAUAAAUGUGUUUACAUAAAAAUAAGCAUUUUAUUGUAUUACCGAAACAUGUCCUUAUGAUACUCUAUAAAUUAUUAAAAACAUAUAUCUAUUGACACUGAAUCGAAGAAAAUAAUUUAAUAUACUGUAGCCUUAAAAAAAUAAAACUAAGCAAAGAAAGGAUUUCUUACAGGUUUACUUACAAA
Molecule: messenger RNA, 2782 nt
Organism: Sitophilus oryzae (rice weevil)
Lineage: Eukaryota; Metazoa; Arthropoda; Insecta; Coleoptera; Curculionidae
Product: ubiquitin-conjugating enzyme E2Q-like protein CG4502
Source: RefSeq, a predicted model, not a curated record